Molecule: messenger RNA, 613 nt
Organism: Diuraphis noxia (Russian wheat aphid)
Lineage: Eukaryota; Metazoa; Arthropoda; Insecta; Hemiptera; Aphididae
Gene: kar
Product: monocarboxylate transporter 10-like protein kar
Biological process (GO): transmembrane transport
Molecular function (GO): transmembrane transporter activity
Source: RefSeq, a predicted model, not a curated record
UUAAUAAAAAUUUUUUUUAGAUGUCUCUGUUUGUUAUUGGCUUGAUGACUAUGUUUAUCAUUACUGUACCAUACUUUUCCAUACUAUUGAUUAUUACAUUAAUAAUGGGACUUGCUGAUGGAUGUUUUGUUAGUGUCAUGGGUCCCAUUGCUUUUGAUUUAGUUGGUCAAAAAGGGGCUGCACAAGCCAUCGGAUGCAUUCUUGGUCUCUGUUCUAUACCAUUGACAGUCGGCCCACCUGUUGCUGGUUGGAUGUACGAUAAGUACAAAUCUUAUACAGGUGCAUUUUUAAUUGCUGGACUACCACCCAUGAUUUUUGGAAUACUGUUAACUACUACACGGUGUGUAAGAAAAAGAAAUAUGGAAAUGGACAUAGAAGAUAAGGAUCCAAAUGAACCAAAACUUCUUGACCCAAUGCCUGAGUCCUAUAGAAAAGAAGACCCUGAAGAAGUUUGUUGAUCAUUCAUGACACUACAUUAUUUUGCAUACAAGUACAUAYUAUACAAUUCUGCAAUCAUCUCCAUUUUGUCUGCAGAUAUUUUUGAACAUAAAGUUUUUACAAAACAAAACAAAUCGAAUUGACUCAAUAUAUUUUUUAAACAAGUUGAACUCCA